Messenger RNA from Protopterus annectens (West African lungfish), 5419 nucleotides. RefSeq names its product erythrocyte membrane protein band 4.1 like 3 (gene EPB41L3). The record is from RefSeq and is a predicted model, not a curated record. Gene Ontology annotation, biological process: cortical actin cytoskeleton organization. Gene Ontology annotation, molecular function: structural molecule activity; actin binding. Lineage: Eukaryota; Metazoa; Chordata; Ceratodontiformes; Protopteridae. Gene Ontology annotation, cellular component: cytoskeleton; plasma membrane.
GCUCGUGCCGCUCCCCGUGGCCCGUUGCUGAAUUCUGCAAUGCGGUGGGUGUGGUUACUAUAAACUGGAGCGUGGACUUCUCCGCAGUGAUAGCGCUUUCCCUCGUGACUUUUUCCAGUUUUGUUUUUCUUUUUCAUCUCAAGCCAUUGAGAGAGAGAGAUCCCGAAAUAUUCCCACGACUGCAGGCUGGAAUAUUAACUUUAUAUGUGGAGGGGUGCAAGUUAAUGGUUAAUCAAUCAUGACGACUGAAACAGGGUCAGACUCUGAGUCCAAAAAGGAUCAAGAAAAGGAACAGCAGGGGAAGGCCGGCACCAAACAGCAAGGUCCAGGCCCCGCUGGUCAACAGCAGCAGGCCAGUGCGGUGGACGAACAGUACAGCGCAGAGGAGUUUCCUGCAGCAGCAGCACACAGCACCCCUGUAAAAAAAGAGCAGCACAACAGUGACAAGGAGCAGGACGAAGCCGUUGCUGCUAGUAAACAACACGAGUAUCAACUUUUGGAGGACGACAAGGGCUCUCAAAAAUCCUCUUCCAGCAAACUUUCAAAAUCUCCUCUGAAGGUAGUAAAAAGGCCAAAAAACAUGCAGUGCAAAGUCACGUUAUUGGAUGGCACAGAGUAUAUCUGUGAGGCAGAGAAACGCUCUAAGGGCCAGAUGCUGUUUGAUAAAGUCUGUGAACAUUUAAACCUUCUGGAAAAAGACUACUUUGGACUUACUUACCGUGAUUCGGAAAAUCAGAAGAACUGGUUGGAUCCAGCCAAGGAAAUCAAAAAGCAAAUCAGAAGUGGUGCAUGGCACUUUGCAUUCAAUGUGAAAUUCUACCCUCCGGAUCCUGCACAGCUGUGUGAGGACAUUACCAGGUACUACCUGUGUCUGCAGUUAAGGGAUGAUAUAGUAUCAGGACGCCUACCCUGCUCGUUCGUCACACAUGCUUUGCUUGGUUCCUACACUGUCCAGUCUGAACUAGGAGACUAUGACCCAGAAGAGUGCGGAAGUGACUACAUUAGUGAGCUUCGGUUUGCACCAAACCAGACUAAAGAAUUGGAAGAGAAAAUCAUAGAGUUACACAGAAGUUACAAAGGAAUGUUACCUGCAGAAGCAGAGAUGCAUUUUCUAGAGAAUGCCAAAAAACUGUCUAUGUAUGGAGUAGACCUACACCAUGCAAAGGAUUCAGAAGGAGUUGAAAUUAUGCUAGGUGUUUGUGCAAGCGGUUUGCUAAUAUAUCGUGACAGACUUCGAAUAAACCGGUUUGCUUGGCCCAAAGUCCUAAAAAUCUCUUACAAAAGGAACAAUUUCUAUAUUAAAAUCCGGCCAGGAGAGUUUGAACAGUUUGAAAGUACAAUUGGAUUUAAACUUCCAAAUCAUCGGGCAGCAAAGCGGCUAUGGAAAGUUUGCGUUGAGCACCAUACAUUUUUCAGAAUAACAUCACCAGACACAACUCCAAAGAAAUUCCUCACACUGGGUUCCAAAUUCCGCUACAGUGGCAGAACACAGGCCCAGACUAGAAGGGCCAGUGAAAAAAUUCAGCGCCCUGCACCUUACUUUGAACGGUCAUCUAGCAAGCGCUAUACUAUGUCCCGUAGCCUUGAUGGUGCAUCAGUGAAUGAAAACCAUGAGAUAUACAUGAAGGAUUCUGUAUCUGCCACAGAGGUUGGUACCGGACCGUACACCACUACCAAGGGCAUUUCUGCAACAAACUUGAUAAUGACUGUGACACCAGAAAAGAAAGUAGAAGAGGACCGGGUCGAAGACGAAGUAAGGAAGAGACUGGAGGAGAAUGAAGUCACACAAGUUACACCAGUCAGGCACGAUGCAAAGUCACCAACCUUGCUUGCCACUGAUCAUUUUUGUUUAUCAUCAUCACAUUCUGCCUCCCCCACAUCCUCAACUGAGCUUCGAAGGAGAUGUAAGGAGAACGCUCAAAGGCCAGCAAUCUGUGACCUACCUAAAGACAUGACCCAUGCAGCCAGUGAGUCCGAGCUGGACCCUGACCGAAAAGGAAAGCUGUACAUAGAUGAGAGAGACUUGCAGUCUGGCUAUAAAACAAAAACUUGUAAAGGUGGAACCAUGUUUUCUUUCUCCUUGCAUCUUCCGGACUCCUUCCCAAGUCUCCUGGAUGAUGAUGGCUACCUUGCAUUCCCUAACCUUUCUGAAGCUAAUAUACUGCCUGAAUGUGUGCUGCAUUUUCUGCCAAUCCGUUCACCAUCACUUCUUCCUAGUUUCCUUUUCAUAUUCUUUUUCCUUCUGUCCGUCUCAUUUUCUGUGCCUUAUGCCCUUACCCUAUCCUUUCCACUGGCUUUGUGCCUCUGCUACCUGGAGCCCAAGGCGGCUUCCUUCAGUGCUUCACUUGACAAUGACCUGAGUGACAGUUCAGAGGAAGAGACUGACAGUGAACAGACAGACACUGCUGCUGAUGGUGAAACCACUGCCACAGAGUCGGACCAAGAGGAGGAUUCUGAAUUAAAGACCCAGAGUUAUGUGAUUAAGCGAAUAAGGGGUGAAAAUGUAUAUGUCAAACAUAGCAAUCUUAUGUUGGAGGAUCUAGAAAAAUCCCCCGCAGAGAUACUAAAACACCAAACCAACAUAAGUGAGCUCAAAAGAACAUUUUUAGAAACAACAACAGAGUCCAAAGGGCUUAGUGAGUGGGAAAAGAGACUGGCUACGUCUCCAGUACGCACACGGCAAGAAGAUGCCCCCAUGAUUGUUCCACUCGUAGUCGAUGAGACCAAAGACCAUGAGAAAGCUGAUAAGGAGUAUGAAGCAGUGCAGAGACAAAGCACAGUAACAACUGUGAUUCAGACUGAAGAAAUCGGCAAGAAGGUAAAGGAUGAAAUAACCGGAGGCACACUGCUGACCACGCGGCAAACUGGAGUUCACAGGACUAUUGCGUCAUCUCCAGAGGGCACAGAGGACUGGGUUAUUGUAGACAAAAUGCCCACUAAGCUAGUAGAAGGUGAAGUGAAAAGCACUGUGCCAUGCAAAGCUGAUGAGGCACUUACUAGUAGAAGUGGUGUAACAUCAAUUGUGUCACAAUCCAGCAAAUGGGAAGCCAGGGACCUUGAAGCACUAAAAAGUGAAACGAAGUCAAAACAAGACAUACCAGAACAGAAAGUUUAUGUCCUGGGAAAAUCGUAUGAUGCUUUAUCUGGAAGGAUUGUGUCAGUGACAACAACUAAGGCUAAGGAUGUUAAAAGAGAAGCAGAGGUCGCAGCGUCUGACACUAAACGAAAGGUGCAGAAAGAAGCAUCAGAAACAGUGAAAAUCAUUCCAGUGGGGGCCGAAUAUGCAAUGCUGCAGCGAGAAACUAGUGACAAGUCCACAAAGGGGACUGAAAUACGACGCCCUGAAAGAAAAUUGUCAGAGCCUUUAUCUGUCAUUACUGAGGCAGCGUCUCAGAAUUCUAGCCCAGAAGAGAUUAUUGUUGAUAAAGAAGUUACAACAGCUUCACAGUUGUCCGAUGCCCAGGGUGUAUCACAGUGGGGCAGAACUUUUGGAAGCCAAGAAGAUGAUGUUUUUAAAACAAGAACAUUCACUGACGACUCAAAAUCAACGGACUGGCGAUAUUCGCGGGAGCGAGCUUUUACCAUCGCUACUGCUCACUAUGUAACAGAGUCAACAUCUACAUCAAGAGUGGUGAGUAAACAAUCAUCUGGUGAAAUAACCCGGGAUGGUUCAGACUUCUCCAAAUUAACUGGUUUUUCGAGAAAACCGGCUAGCUCUGUGGACUGGGUUACAUCCACUUCUGAUACAUGGUCUCAGCAGCCACCUGUUGUGAAAACAGAACCAAUAAGCUUUGGAAGUAUCAUUCAAGGAGAGAGGAGAGAAAUAACAAAGGAAGUACCUGUAGUUCAAACGGAAACAAAAACAAUUACCUACGAGUCAUCGCAGAUGGAUUCAGGUCCUGACAGUGAACCCGGUAUCCUAAUGAGUGCGCAGACCAUCACAUCAGAAAGCCCCGGCACCACAACCACCACACAUAUCACAAAGACUGUGAAGGGUGGCAUGUCAGAAACAAGGAUUGAAAAGCGUAUCGUAAUCACAGGCGAUGCCGACAUCGACCAUGAUCAGGCUCUUGCUCAGGCAAUAAAAGAGGCCAAAGAGCAGCACCCUGACAUGUCAGUGACCAAAGUGGUGCUACACAGAGAGACAGAAAUUACACCAGAGGAAGGUGGACGGAUAGAGGACUGACUAUAGGAAUAACUGCACUUUAACUGGAAAAGGCAAAAAAUAGCCAUCACCAGAAAUACAGUAUUCCUAUGGGAUACCAGUACAAUAUCACAGCACUAUCCUAAAUCUGCAGAUGGAGAAGACAUUGAGCACUGAGCACACUGCUGGAAUAUAGACUGCCUUCAUUACUGUGAAUAUUGGCAGCAGCCUUCCUUCAUGAAAGUAAUCAGCUUCAGGAUGACAGAUAAAUACUGCAUGAAUCAUGUAACACUAACUGCUACAUUUUGUUGUUUUCAUUGAAGAGAAUCCAAAGUUGCAACUGUACCUGCACGCUUACAGAAAGAUGGUACAGAUAUUAAAGAAGGGGUCUCAUGUAACAUAUUAAAACACUUGCCUUUCAUAGUUAAGGACUUAAUAGAUCAGUAAUAUGUUAGGUAGCAACCAUUUUGUUUACAGAUCAUUCAAGAUUACUCUGAAAUCCCUAGAAACUGUAUAGUGAAAAUGUUUAAUAUUAAUCCCUUGCAUUAGAUGUGCCAAUAACACCUAACCAAGUUUAUACCUAAUAAUCGUAACAACGUGAUAGUCAUAUCUGGGUUUCAUCUAAUCUAUUUUAUUAUCACUACAGUGGCUGCAGAUUGCUAUGGGUUUUAGUGAUCAAAUACUGCAUAUUUGCUUUAUAAGCGGAUUAUUUUUUCUAAAGAUAACCAUGGCAUUUUCACUUGGAAGCAAAGGGGAGAGCAACCACCAUCUCAAGGUUGCAUAUUAUCCAUAACAUUUUUGAAAAAUUGCACCAGUAUUUUUUCAGUUUAAUUGUGUACAAAAUUGUUAGUUCUGUUAAUUUUUUAAAUGUUAUAAUUUGUCUUUUUCAUUAAAAAUUAUUUUUAAUUUUGAAGUGUGCUCAGCAUUUACUCUAUGUCAAAGCCAAGCCUUAAAUUGUAAAUACUGAACUUCAGUUUUCAUCAUACACUGUUUAGUACUCCUAGUUAUAAAUAUAUGAAAUUAUUCCAUUCACCUGUCAGCUGCAUUAUGAUACAUGUUAAAUGUAUGUUUAUGCAUAGUGUAAUAAAAGUGAUAAAUGCAUUAAAGUUUAAUUUUAUUUUAGUAAUGUCCUGUAACUCAAAAUAAAAGGCAUGGUUGACCUGGAAGCAACUGGAAACAUCUGUAUUAGGCUUCAACCCAAUUUCAACCUGAUCUGUACUUACUAUGUACAAUCAUCCCUGUUGUAUUCAAUAAAGGACAGAAUGCUGAAAACUA